UAGGCCAUAUCUUAAGAAGAUCUUAAAAUUGUUCAUUUGUGACCCUUGUGUGACCUCUGAACUUCAUGCUCUGGUGACCUCUUGCCUUUUUGAUUAAUGAUGUUAAAAGAGAUGACCGACGAUAAUAUAACUAGAGUGGACUAUUCCUGUCAGGAAACAACAUUAUGGAAUGAUGAUAUAUUUUCCGGGUCAGCUCCAAAGUUUCCGGAUUGUUUCCAGAACACGGUUUUGGUCUGGGUUCCGUGUGGGUUCCUGCUUCUAUGCUCGCCUUUCCAGAUCGCUAGCUUGUGCAGUAAUUAUGUCGGUUAUCCGCUGCCUCUAGGGAUCAGAAGUGUUAUGAAAAGUAUCUUAUGUAUAGUUCUGGCUUCCUUGACAUGCGCAAAUCUGGUUCUAUCUUCUACACGUGGAUACCACUGCGAGUCUGCCGCCUUGGUUCCCGAGGAAUUCUACAUAGGCGCCGGCGCUUUGAUAUUUGUUUUCGUUUAUUUAGCUGUACUCACCCAGGCACUACGUAAGAAUCACGUGAUUUCCUCCGGGAUUUUGAUUACAUUCUGGAUUCUACUUCUGGGCUGCAGCACUGUUCCACUGCAGUCAGCAAUAUCAUACAGGCCAAGUUGCGUCACCAGUAUUAUCUACUAUGUAUACUUUACAAUCAUUUGUGUCCAGUUUGUUCUUUAUUCCUUUGCGGACAAGCCCGGACACCCCCACUACACUUUCCUUGGACAGAAAGAAAAUUCUCCUGAGGAGACAGCAUCUGUCCUCAACAGAUGGGUUUUCUGGUGGUUUAACGGACUUGUACUGACCGCGUACAGACGAACUCUGGAUGUUAAGGACUUGUGGAAGCAAGUGAACUAUCUUCGUUCAGAGACGUGUGUCCCGGAACUAGAACAAAACUGGAAGGAUGAAGUCCACAGACAGGCAAUAAAAAACAUCAGAAUUCAACAGAGGAAAUUUUCACAUGCUUAUCUCUACCAAAAUCGUACCAAAAAUGAAUCAACACCUUUGAUAUCCAAUCAAAAAGCAGACGUACAUGACGAUGAAGAAGAUCCCGAAAAUUUCCACCGAUCACGACCAUCGUUGCUUAAAGUUGUGGCAAAAACGUAUUGGAAACAAUGGCUGCUUUCUUCCUUCUAUAAAAUCUUAUGUGACGUAUUAUCUAUGAUUCAGCCGUUGCUUCUCAAACUAAUGAUAGAUUUCCUGGAGAACAAACACACACAGGAUUGGCCACUGUGGAAUGGUUGGGGAUUAGCCAUCUUGUUCUUUAUAAGUGGAGCAGUAGAGUCGUUGUUCUUCACGCAGAGCGCAUUUUGUAUGAUGACACUAGGACUGAAAGUGAAAGUAGCACUAGUAGGAAUGAUAUAUAAAAAGUCUUUAACUAUGAGUAACGCUGCCAAAAGUCAGUACACAAUUGGUGACAUUGUUAACCUGAUGUCAGUGGACUGUCAGCGUAUACAAGACGCCUUUAUGUUCCAGUACGAGAUCAUCUCCUUCUUCUUCACACUGGCCCUAGGUUUAUACCUUAUUUGGAAUCAAAUGGGCGCAGCCACUCUGGGGAGUUUUGCAGUGAUCAUAAUCAUCUCGGCGCUUAACAUAUUCUUUGGAAAACUUCAACAGAAAUAUCAAGGAAUCAUUUUGGCGCUUAAGUCUAGUCGGAUUAAAUUGUUAAACGAGGUCUUAAGCGGAAUAAAAGUUUUAAAGAUGUACACGUGGGAGCCAUCGUUUACAAAGAAACUAUUGAACAUUAGGUCCCGUGAGAUGGUGUUCCUGAAGAAGGUCUGUGUCGUCACAGCUUUCUCUACUCUCUUCUCUGUGCACAGUCCAUUCAUGAUGAGCUAUUUUGUGUUGCUGAUCUUUACUUUGAUGACGUCAGGAAAUUACCUGAAUGCCAGUAAGGUGUUUGUAUCUCUCUCCAUCAUCAACACACUACGCUUCACCAUAACAAUGGUUCCAUUUGUUAUCACGGGAAUCAUACAGAUGCUGGUGUCUAUUAAAAGAAUUGAAAAAUUCCUCUGCAAGGAGGACCUCAACCUAAAGAAUGUGUCAACCUCUUUAAACACAGGAUAUGCUAUAGCUAUAGACAAUGGAUAUUUUACCUGGGACCGAAAAAACCCAAGGACUACCUUAAACAGAAUUAACCUCAAGAUCGGAGAGGGAAAACUUGUGGCCGUUGUAGGACAGGUUGGAGCAGGGAAAUCUUCACUUGUAGCCGCCAUGCUGGGAGAGAUGGAGAAGGUUAAAGGUCACGUUAAUGUACAGGGGUCGGUCGCCUACGUUCCACAAGAAGCAUGGAUUCAAAAUCUAACAGUGAAAGAAAACAUUUUGUUUGGCAGUAAAUUCUCAGAAAAGAAAUACAAACGAAUCAUUCAAGCAUGCGCACUGUUACCGGAUCUGGCUAUACUCAGUGCUGGAGAUAACACGGAGAUUGGAGAAAGGGGUAUCAACGUCAGUGGUGGCCAAAAGCAAAGGAUAAGCUUGGCUCGAGCAGUCUACAGUAACUCCGAUAUCUAUCUUUUGGACGACCCUUUAUCUGCUGUGGACAGCCAUGUUGGAAAAUCUCUCUUCAAAGAAGUCAUUGGUCAAGAGGGAUUACUGCGUCAUAAGACUCGUAUUCUUGUCACGCAUGGGGUACACUGGCUACCAAAAGUCGACCUGAUUGUAGUGAUGGAUGAAGGGACCAUCUCAGAAAUAGGAACAUAUGAAGAGUUGAUGCAAAAGAGAGGGGCUUUCUCAGAGUUCCUUGAAACUUAUCUUCUUCAUGGGGAAGAUGACACAGAUUCGGAAAGUGACGAUGAGAUAGUUGCAAAGAUAAAAGAUGAGAUGUGGGAACAGUUGGAAUGUGUUUCGGACUAUGGUUUGUCGGCGGACGAUUCUGAUCUCUCCAGACGACAAAGCGCCCGAAAAGCAUCUUUGCGAAGGAAUUCUCGAUUUUCAAUUCCAACGGACAUCAAACGAAGACUUUCACAAUUAAAUGCCAUAGCAGAAACAAGUUUCCAUUCAUUGAGCAAAACCGAAUCACAGCGACGCUUUUCGAGAUCGAACUCAAAAAGACGUUUAUCCAGACAGGACAAAAUGAAUACGCUUGAGAAACUACAGAGAUCAUUAUCUCAGGGGCGGAUCCUACCGUACGACAGUGGCAGAGAGUCCGAACACGGAGAGGGAAAACUGAUCCAAGAUGAAAAGUCAGAGGAGGGAACAGUAAAAUUCUCCGUAAUCCUCACCUACAUAAAGGCUAUGGGUGUGAUCGGUACAGUCCUAUCUAUGCUGUUUGUUAUGCUUUUUCAAGGACUUAAUGCCUAUGGCAAUUUCUGGCUGACAUUCUGGACAGAGGAUGAAAUUAUAAAGAACCAAACACUAGUUACGACGCAGGAAUAUUCCGACCGGAAAUACUACUACCUCGCAAUCUAUACAGUCUUAGGGGUUCUCCAGGGGAUUUUCUUGUUUUUGUUUGCCUACCUUGGACUAACCAGAUUAAUUACCGCAUCUGGAUCCCUGCAUUCUUCCAUGUUAUUUUGUAUUUUACGUUCACCAAUGUCAUUUUUCGACACGACACCUGUGGGUCGGAUCAUGAACCGUUUUUCUAGUGAUAUUGACAUCUUAGAUGAUCGCCUUCCUCGGACUUUCCGGUUGUGGGCUGUGAUGCUGUCCACCUUGUUAGCCAUUUUGGUUGUGAUUUCAGUGAACACACCUAAUUUCCUUAUAGUUAUUAUACCCGUUGGCAUUCUUUAUAUUUUAAUUUUGAGGUUCUACCUCCCUACCGCUAGGCAGCUGAAGAGGAUCGAGGGAGUGACUCGGUCCCCCGUGUAUAACCACUUUAGUGAAUCUAUCACAGGUGCUAGCUGUAUCCGAGCUUACCGAGCCGUCGAUAGAUUUAUUACCGAGUCCCAAGUGCGAGUAGACACAAACUCAACCUUCUAUCAUGCAGCAAACACAGCCUCAUGGUGGAUUGCUAUUCGUCUAGAAUUCUUGGCGAAUCUUUUGGUGCUAGCAGCGGCCGUGUUUUCUGUUCUAUCUGAUACUCUAUCAGGGGCAGGGAUAGGACUCUCCCUAACAUACUCAUUACAGGUUGUAAUAUCCCUGAAUUUAGUAGUCCAGUCUGUGAGUGAGAUGGAGAUGAAUAUCGUGUCAGCAGAACGGGUAGAGGAGUUCACCAGACUACAACCAGAGGCUGAAUGGAUCGAACCAAAGAACCGUCCUUCUUCCACUUGGCCAGACACUGGGGAGGUGGAAUUUAAAUCUUAUACCACCCGAUACCGGGCUGGUUUAGACCUCGUGUUGAGAGGACUAGACUGUGUCAUUAAAGGGGGCGAAAAGAUAGGUAUUGUAGGAAGAACAGGAGCGGGGAAAUCAUCCGUGACGCUGGCGAUGUUCCGCAUCAUUGAACCGGCAGGAGGAGAUAUAAGUAUUGAUGACGUUCCUAUAUCUUCUUUGGGCCUUCAUGAUCUCAGAUCUCAAAUAACUAUACUACCUCAAGAUCCUGUCAUAUUUUCUGGAUCAAUCCGCGCUAACUUGGAUCCGCUCCAAAGAUUUUCGGAUCAGGAUCUAUGGGUGGCGAUAGAGAGAGCUCAUAUGAAAGACUUUGUCACCAGUUGUAUAGGGCAGCUAAAUUACGAAUGCGGGGAAGGGGGUCAAAACUUCAGCGUUGGUCAGCGACAGCUUGUGUGUCUAGCUAGAACUCUACUUCACAAGACCAAGAUCCUGAUUCUGGACGAAGCCACGGCAGCUGUAGACGUAGAGACGGACGAACUCAUCCAGAACACGAUUAAAUCAGAGUUCAGUGAUUGUACUGUACUAUCUAUAGCUCAUAGACUCAACACUGUCAUGGAUUAUGAUAGAAUAAUGGUGAUGGACCAAGGACUGAUAGUUGAGUUCGGAGCUCCUCAGACUCUACUGGAAGAUAAAUCAGGCGUGUUCUACUCCAUGGCCAAAGAUGCUAACCUCGUUAAUUAAGACAUCUUAUCAAGAAUCAUCACAGUAUCUCAUUAUUCAUUUUGCUCAAUAAACAGAUUUUUAAAUUGUAUAAAUUUUAUUU
Molecule: messenger RNA, 5029 nt
Organism: Saccostrea echinata
Lineage: Eukaryota; Metazoa; Mollusca; Bivalvia; Ostreida; Ostreidae
Product: multidrug resistance-associated protein 1-like
Exons: 31
Coding region: 97-4947 (1616 amino acids)
Biological process (GO): transmembrane transport
Cellular component (GO): membrane
Molecular function (GO): ABC-type transporter activity; ATP binding; ATP hydrolysis activity
Source: RefSeq, a predicted model, not a curated record